Messenger RNA from Nezara viridula (southern green stink bug), 282 nucleotides. The record is from the annotation of a GenBank genome assembly. NCBI's taxonomy places the organism in Eukaryota, Metazoa, Arthropoda, Insecta, Hemiptera, Pentatomidae.
AUGAUCAUAUUUCCGAUAGGAAAUGAUCUUGUCCAAAGGGGGAAGUAUCAAGACCAUAUCAGAUCUUCGAGCGUCUCCCAGACAUCAAAUCCAGACGGGAUGGUAGUCUACGGAACGACCUCUGAGACUAAUUCAAUGAAUAAUGGGGCCACCUAUAAAGAGGAAAGCUAUAAUGAAGACCAAUUAGUAAUCCUUUGGCAGAAAGCUAAAGGUCGCGACCCCUUAAGGCUUAAUCAAGUAUGUUGUAAGGGCACUGCAACAGGUAGGAAGGGAGGCCUCUGA